Leucoraja erinaceus (little skate) is the source of this 2725-nucleotide messenger RNA. Its product is annotated as ankycorbin-like. The record is from RefSeq and is a predicted model, not a curated record. The transcript is spliced from 9 exons. NCBI's taxonomy places the organism in Eukaryota, Metazoa, Chordata, Chondrichthyes, Rajiformes, Rajidae. The coding region runs from base 118 to 777 and encodes 219 amino acids. Gene Ontology annotation, molecular function: protein binding. Gene Ontology annotation, cellular component: cytoplasm.
CUGUCCAACCGUCACCGGCUCUCCCCGCACCUUCACCGCACCGCCGGCUGCAGGACUCGCUUUCGACCAUUGCGAUAAUUGUCUGAUUCUUAAAUUGCCAAACAUUACUUCAAGAAGAUGUUUGCUAAGAUAUCAAAAUUAAUCUCCAAACCGAAGAUACCAAUCAAAGUAUUUGACCCUGUUGCCAUUGAAUCAUACAUUCAAAGUGAACUUCAUACGGCUGUCCGUGGAGGCAAUGAGGAGUUGACAGCUUUGUUGUCCGUAAAAACAUUUAAUUUCAAAGAGACUGACAAUCAGGGACGAACAAUACUUCACUUUGCAGCUGCUAUGAAUAAUUUGGAUGCUGUUGAAUUGUUAUUGAAAAAAAAUGUUCUUAUUGAUAAGAAAACUUUUGGGGAUGACCAAACAGCAAUACAUCAUGCUGCAAAGAACAAUGCAACCAGAACAUUACGAUAUCUGUGCCAACAUGGUGCCAACAUUCAAUCUCGAGAUUAUCGAUUAAGGACACCACUUUUCUUAGCAGCAGAAUAUGGUCACCAGGAGUCAGCUAAAAUACUUAUGGAUUAUGGUGCUGAUAUUAAAUCAUGUGACAGUUCAGGUCAAUCAAUUUUCUCGCUUAUGAUGGUGAAUAUGCCUGCUAUGGUUGAGGAAGGCUUGAAUCAGCUUUAUUCAUACAGUCCUGACUACCUGUACUCAUACUUUUAUCUCAAGCCUUUGGAGCCAUUUUACAACAACAAUAUAAGAAGUGAACAUUCAAAGAAGCCUCUGGAAAUCUGAAAUUAAAACAGAAAAUACUGGAAAAACUUAGCAGGUCUGGCAGAAUCUUUGGAAAGAGAUACAGUCUCCGCUCCGAGCCGCUGCCCCAGCUCCAGGUCCCGCAGUCUCCGCUCCGGGUCCCACAGUCUCCGCUCCGGGUCCCGCAGUCUCAGCUCCGAGCCCCGCUGCAUCAGCUCCAGGCCGCCGCCGAAAGCCAGAAUGCCGCACCAGCAAGUCGGGCACCGCUGCCUCAGCCCCGAAGAAGGCCAGCCUCUCGUUGGUGAGUCCUGGCUGGCUCUGCCUCCGGAGCCUCGGGGUCGGUCGCAGGCUGGAGGCCGCCAGCUCCGCCAUUAGGCCUCAGCGCAGACGGAGGCAGAGAAGGGGGAUACGACACGAAAAAGUUGCAUUCCCCUGAAGGAAGAGACAGAUGUUUCACCCCCCCUCUAACACAACCCAACAAACUAAAACUUAACCAAAACAAGACAAAAAAAACCAACAGAAAAAAGUAAAAACAAACGGACUGCAGGCGAGCUGCAGCUGUUAACAGUGUCGCCACUUACGGAAGCCAAAAGGACUUGAGACAUUUGUAUAUCACAACAGAGAGAAUCACUGUUAUGCCUGAGCUGUUUGUUCGUGAUGGCAAUCCCAUCCUUUGAAUAAGUAGUUCUUCUGAUUUGUCUUUCAGAAGAAGGAACUGUAUAACUACCUUCUUUUGGCUUUAGAUCAAUAUGACCAGACCAUCAGAGCCAGUUGAAUAUAAUUAGCAUCUCAAAUCUGGGGAUACUAAUCUGGCAGUUUAUGAUAUCAGUUCAUUUAUCCUGUCAGUGGAUUUUGUAGAGAGAAUAUAGGUGAUAUAAGGAGAAUGGGGAUCAUUAAUAAUUCUUCAUUCAACCAAGAGUAUGUUGGUAGGUGAUGGAUGGUAAACUUUAUCAUUUAUGUCUGCCUCAUUGAAGGUUGGCUCCUGAGAAACUGAGAAUAGUACACAUUCUCCAGUCAGUUAAUGGCCUUUAAUUUGUUGGUGUCGGAUAGUAUAAGUAAUUUACUUUACAGAUCUUUAGUGUAGGGCCAUUUUUCUUGUAUGUUUCAUUUAACAGUAAGAACAUACCAGGCAAUUUUAAACCAAGUCAUUGUGAGCAUCUUUGAGAAAGGGGACCAAUAUGAUCCUUCUGAACAUCACUCUCUGUGAAUUUAGAUUGUGCUCAGUUCCCCAUUGAUGUAAGUGGCAUAAAAGGGUACUCGCUAAAGAGAAAACAUUUUGAUUCGUUGCCACCCAGAUGCACAAUGAAAACAUUGGAAGGACUACAUUUCAAUACUUGCUAGACAGGAUUUAUACUGUACAAGAGAGAUUAUUUAAUUGGGACAAAAUACAUGAACAACAGGAAUAAAACCAAGACAAUGACAGAAAACAAGAAGAAGAAACACAACAGUGAUUGUGAAGAGACUUAUGAGCAAGAGCAGUACAAUCAGUGUGGAGACUCAUUAACAACCACACAAUAAUCAGUGUCAGAAAUAGGAGAAUGGGUUCCUGUACAUCAAUAAUGCACACACAUCUACUUCCCUGUAUAUCUGCCAACUUUUUUCUUUCUGGCCAGUUUCCCCUCUAGUCCCUGGCUUUAUCUGCCAUACUUCCAAGGCAUGUGCAGGAAGGAAUUGCAGAUGCUGGUUUACUCCGAAGAUAGACUAAAAAUGCUGGAGUAACUCAGCAGGUCACGCAGCAUCUGUGGAGAAAAGGAAUAGGUGACAUUUUGGUUUGAGACUCCAACAAUUUACUUCCAAUGCACUUCCAAUUCUAUCUACUUCUAAUGCAGUUCCAAUUCAAAAAAUGCAUCCACUGGAAUCACAAUCAUAAGGAAUUUCAAAGUAUCAUAAUGGCAAUCACAGUCUUGUGGUGAAUAGAAUCACGAUUGUUAAUGUGAACUUUGAAAUUAAUGCUUUAUAGUUGUUUCAUAUAUUGAAGUAAGCUUUUUUG